AUCACUGAGCAUGCGCAGAUCAGUGGCAGGUUACACGAGUUUAUUUUCAGCCUUUCUCGUCAAGACGCGUUGUGAUGGUGUAAACUGAUCGUGGCCAAGCUUUCUGCGCACACGACAAUGUUUUACCUGAACUCGUGCAGUUACAGAACAUAAGUGGGAACGUCUCCGGAGCACCGAAGCGUGGAAUUUAGCAGUGACAUGUGAAAUGUUGCUGCGUGGUUUGUCGGUAUUUCCAGGUGGCAACGGACAGACCAAGCCAGGCUAACUUAGCUUAGUUGACUAGCUAAGCAGCUCGGUUAGCUACCGCUAAAGCCUCCGCAGACUGAAUGUGUUACAACGUUAAUGUGCACUCGGCGUUUGUCACAGCUUGGCAUGUCUGGAAGCGCCCGGUAAUAACAUCUACCGAUUGUCAAGUUUCAUAAUCAUACCGCUGUUUGGAUGCAUAGACGGGGCGACGGAGCAACUCGGCUAAUGUUUGCUAGCUACUUGUGUACGCUGUGAGUGAGAGUGAGUGGUCCCAUAAGCCAUUGAUUCCGGUCUUCAAAGGUUCCUUUUGACAUCCAGCAUGUCCUUUUAACCACACUCAGUUAACGUUAAAACAGCGCUGAAAUGCAGCGCUGAUAACUUACAUGCUAACUGUUAGCUAGGAGCUCGCGUCGCACGACCCCCUUCAAAUUGUUUUGGCUGACAUGGCAGCCAGUGGAUACUCUGACCUGAGGGAGAAGCUGAAAUCCAUGACUCCACACAGAGACGAGGAGAAAACGAAAUACGUGGAUGGGACGAGAAACGGCAGCGGAAGAGGUCGAAAGCGUAGGUUUCGAGAGUCUGACGACGAUGACUAUGAGCACAGUGAUGACAGCGCGGACCUCCGGGAGCAGGAGGCCCGCCGGGUGAGGAGCAGCAUCCUGCAGAAGAGCAUCUUCACACCGGAGGAGUGCGCUCUCAUCGAGGAGAAGAUCGACGACGUGGUUGCCCAAGGAGAGGCUGGACUUUACCGUGAGCACACCGUGGACAGAGCACCCCUCCGCAACAAGUACUUCUUUGGGGAGGGGUACACGUAUGGAUCCCAGCUGGAGAAGCGUGGACCGGGCCAGGAGAGGCUGUACCGCAAAGGGGAGGUGGAUGAGAUCCCAAGCUGGGUGCACGAACUGGUGAUCAAGCGUCUUGUGUCCUGUGGGGUGAUCCCGGAAGGGUUUGUCAACAGUGCAGUCAUCAAUGAUUAUCAGCCAGGCGGCUGCAUUGUGUCACAUGUGGAUCCUCUGCACAUCUUUGCACGGCCCAUCGUCUCAGUGUCCUUUUUCAGUGACAGCGCACUCUGCUUCGGCUGCCGCUUCCAGUUCAAACCGAUCCGGGUGUCGGAGCCCGUGUUUGUCCUGCCUGUGAGGAGAGGAAGUGUCACAGUACUCAGUGGUUAUGCUGCUGAUGACAUCACCCACUGCAUUAGACCCCAAGACAUCAAGCAGCGGCGUGCUGUUAUCAUCCUUAGAAAAACCAAACCUGAUGCCCCCCGACUGGACUCUGACGGCCACUUAAGCUCUUAUCCUGCAGAGAGACCAGCUCCUCUGAAAGCCAAGCGCUCUCAUCGCAAAGCAGACCCUGAUGCUGCUCACAGGCCGAGAGUUCUAGAGAUGGACAAGGAGGAGAACAGACAUCCGUCAGUGUCCCGCCAUCGCCGUCACAGCAUCAGCUCAGAGAACUACUGGAGGCGUGGACAAGACUCUGACAAACACCGGGAGAGCUCAGGGCGCAAAGUCAAAAUGAGACGCCACUGAGCACGUCUCCAUUCCCACAUGUACACGUAUAAAUAUACUCGCUCUUUUAUGUAUUUCAGCAUCGCAACAUUCUUUGGUCAGUCAUCGUUUUCUUGCUCUGCUUUUAGUCUGGCACGAGGAGCACAGUCAUCAUGUCGUCUGCAUUUUGAUUUGAGCCUGGUUCAGUUUGAGUGCAUUAUUUGUUUCUGGCAGACAAAGCUGGCGUCUCUGCUACGCAGUACAGAGCCUUGAGUUACUUAAUACAGUUAGGCUGACCCUUAAAUUAAUGAUUUCUUGUUUCUAUGUCCAAAUACUUAAAAAUGGCAUGUAUUUUUUUGUAACCAAGAUGUACAGACUGCAAGAGGUAAAAGGAAGAUGUAUGUAUGGAUUUGUACAAAAAGAAACCUGAGCUGUAAUCUAACUUGUUAUAAUGUACAAUAUGUUUGUAUAGUCUUUGGUUUGGGGAACUUUUAUGCAGAAAGAAACAUUUGAUUAUAUUUCUGAUCCGCACCCUCCCUGUGCCAUUCCAGAUCUUUGCUAUUUGUUCUCUUUGGCCUCCCUGUUGCAGUUUGAGUUGAAACAACUGGCACAUGUGCAGUCAUGCUGUCUAUGUUAUGAUUUGAUUCAGCUGUGUGGUGAAGGUCACAAUAUGGUGCAUCAACCAAACUGAAGCUUUACGGUGUUGUGAAAAACUCAGGCCUUGUUUUACACUCCUGUUUCAGUCUGAAGUUGUUUUACCUUAUAUAGUGACAUUUGCUGGCACUGCCGCUCUGUAAUGAAUCAAACAUUUCCUUGUGCAAAUUGGGUGAUAUUUGGAUCAAAACUAAAUUGAGCAAAACCAUCCCUGUUCUCUCUUGUUUAACUGGUAUCUGAACAUGCAGGCAAGGAGAAACUGAAGUUCCUGUUGAAUUUAUCCUUGCGGUUUGCUGUGUAAACACAGAUAAAUUUGUUUCUUGCUCUCAGUCAGCCAUACUUGGCCGAGGUACUUGUUAGCUGACUGCUAGGUUAGUCUUGAGUUACAUAUGAACAAAAAUAAACUUGGCUCAGAGGAGAAAUGACUUUCUAAAAA
Messenger RNA from Scatophagus argus, 2820 nucleotides. RefSeq names its product alkB homolog 5, RNA demethylase (gene alkbh5). Gene Ontology annotation, biological process: mRNA processing; mRNA export from nucleus. Bases 690 to 1772 code for a protein of 360 amino acids. The transcript is spliced from 4 exons. Gene Ontology annotation, molecular function: oxidative RNA demethylase activity. The record is from RefSeq and is a predicted model, not a curated record. NCBI's taxonomy places the organism in Eukaryota, Metazoa, Chordata, Actinopteri, Scatophagidae. Gene Ontology annotation, cellular component: nucleus.